This is a messenger RNA of Sphenostylis stenocarpa, 168 nucleotides long. The record is from the annotation of a GenBank genome assembly. NCBI's taxonomy places the organism in Eukaryota, Viridiplantae, Streptophyta, Magnoliopsida, Fabales, Fabaceae.
AUGGUGAUUAAUCUGAUGGAAGCCCAAUUGCGUGAUGCAGCCCAAUCCAUGGAGGCCCAAAUGGAGAAGAAAAUGUCAUCUUCUUCCCAAUCAACUUCCGUUUCCUCUGGCAAUAUUAUCAACAAGGUGGUUAGACAUGUUAUCAUUUGCAAGAUGGAGUGGUCGUAG